Molecule: messenger RNA, 2674 nt
Organism: Melanotaenia boesemani (Boeseman's rainbowfish)
Lineage: Eukaryota; Metazoa; Chordata; Actinopteri; Atheriniformes; Melanotaeniidae
Gene: rassf11
Product: Ras association domain family member 11
Exons: 3
Coding region: 172-1596 (474 amino acids)
Biological process (GO): signal transduction
Source: RefSeq, a predicted model, not a curated record
UGGCAGAAGUACAAAAAGGCUUGACUGACUCGUGGUGGGCAGACAGAUUACAGUGAAUGUUAAUUAAGGUCAUUUUGCUGUCUCCACCACUUCCUCUAACAGAAGGAGAAGAGCCCCUGCUCAGUGCGCCACAUAUUGUUUGUGACUUUCUAAGAUCACACACUGGUUACAAUGGAAGUGAAAGUGUCUGUGGAUGGCAUCCCACGUGUGGUUUGUGGAGUUACAGAGGAAACAACAUGCCAAGAAGUGGUCCAUGCAUUGGCUCAAGCUCUUGGCCAGCCUGGUCGCUACACCUUAAGGGAGAAAUUUAAAGACUUCAAUCGAUGCAUGAUGCCUGAUGAGCGCCUUCUGGAAACCCUGGAGAAGUACGGUGAGCAGGCUAGAGAUGUCCAGCUUACUCUACAACACAGCGGGUCUUCUGUGUGGGAUGAAAUGAACAGGGCAAAAGUUGGCAGAUACCAGCCGUGUCCACCUAUGAGACGGAAAGAUGCAGGUGCCAGAAUCCGCAGGGGCAGCAGCUCCCUAAGUUUGCAUCGCCAAAGUUUGCCGAUGUUGUCCUGUUUGAGACAAGAAGCUGACCAGAAGCAAGAGGACCUGAAAAAGCCUAAAAGAAAGUCUUUGACACUCAUGGAGGAGGCCUGGGAAUGGCUGGAAAGUCUAGGGAGAGGCAAAGUCUACAGUACUGCCUCUGAUAAGGAAAGCAAGAAGAAGAGCGGUAAAAGAAACAGUGCCUCUAUGGAUCUGUCUCUCAGUAUUGAGAAAGAUAACUCAGAUCGGAGUAGCAGAGGUAAAGCAAGAGGUGAGAGAAGUUUAAAAUCAGACUUGGACCAUCAAACCUCCUGCUGUAUUGGAAAUCAAACGAGAGGUAAAGAAAUCAAGCACUCCAAAAUAACCCGAGAGGCAAAAUCUGACCUAAGAAGUUCAAGAUGUGGUACAACAACAGAGGAUGAGAAAAACAGUGUAAGAGAAACCAUCAUAUGCCAGCUUUUGUGCCUGCAGGAUUUACAGGUCCAAAUAACCAACAUGGACAAACAGAUUUUUGAGCUUGAGGGAAAACAGAAGGCUGAAAGAGCUGAACAGGAAGCUCAGAACAGAAUGGUUGAAGAGGAGAUGGAGCAGAUCAAGUUUUGGGAAAAUGAAUUAAAAGCAGAGGAAGGCUAUGAGAAAGAUUUGCAAUGUCAGUUCCUGGAAAUGAGAGCAAAAGCUGCGGAGUGUAAGGCUAAACUGGAGGAGUACAGGCGCAAAAUGCAGGGACUCGAUCUUUCUACUGGUCAGAAUGUUCCACAGGAUUCAGAAACGGUCCCAAACAUUAAUGCCGCUGCUGAGAUUCCAGCACAGACAAAGGAUGCCAACGUGCAACAAUCUGAUUUAGAUGGGGAUAAAAAUGUUAAAAAGCUCCCACCCAGGGAAGACUUCAACCCUCCUCAUGCUCUUAUUCCUCCAAAUCAGAUAAAGGAGCGGCGUCCCACAGGACCCACUGAGCUAAGGGAGUGGUGGACACGCUGGUCAGAAGCCCAGAACACUCAGUCGCAGAUGAAAAAGAAGAUGAUUCACCGCUCUGAACUCACGAUAUAUCUGGGAGGUACCAAGGUUUAGAAUGAGAAAUGUGCGAAAAGACGUCAGAAACGGGUGGCAGUUUCAUUGUGAUAUGUAAAUGCACAAUAAUAACAAUCUAGAAACGUAUCAUUUCACUUUAUCACCAUUAAAGGUUUAUUUUUAAACUAAAUGUUUUAACUGAGAUGGCAUAAUUUGCAAUUUACAUACCUCGCUGCAACCUUGUCAAUAUUUCAUAACAUUUUAUCCAAUAUUUAAUGUGAUGCAUGCUUAUGACUAAAUGUUUUUGCAUUAUGCUUGAAUGAAUGUCCAUGAUGUAUUAAUUUGUUUAAAUUUAACUUGCUGACAGCUCCAAGACAUCUUAAACAUUUGGCUUUGAAUUGUUUUAUUUUUAAUGCUGCAAAACCAAAUCGUCUACCACCACCAAGUGGCAGCAAAAACGGACAAUGGACGUUACUGAACUGUUACUCAGCUUAUCCACACAAGUAACCCUUUAUAAAAGGGCCAGGUUGGAGCCAAAUACAAGUAUUUCCCUUUGAAUUUGUACUCUUACAUUGAGAAGCUCUUAUGUUUUGCAUUGUAACAGUGGUUCUGUUCAUUGACAGCCAUGCAUAUGCACCAUUAUCUUGUUGUUACCACUACUGGCCAGUGAAGUGAAAACAGCAAAUCUGCAUCUUUCCUUUAAUCUCACAUUUUGUGUCCCCUCCCCACCUCCUCCUACCACCUUUACCCCAGUGUAAUAGCAUACUUUGACACUUUUAGAAGACAGACAACAAAAUUUCUGAAUUUAAUAGAACUUUAUUUUUUUUGUUUUUCCAUUCAAGACCAUUAACAAAAAAAAAAAAAAAAACAAACAAACAAAAAAAAAACAAACAAACAUGGGAACCUUUGUAUGUGGUUCAACUGAAACCUGAUGAUCUCAGAUGAAAUAAAUUCUAUGUGCAGAGGCACAACAGUUCUGUCAUCUGGUCUCCAGAGCAUUAACUAUCCAGAUUCAUAAUCCUCUUUUAUUCAAUAAAAUGAAUUAUCGUAAUUUACCCUUCUUUAAAUUAAAUUUCUUUCAUUAUGUCAGAAGUUUGAACUUCAAUUGAAAAAACAAAACAAAAAAAAAAGCGCAAAC